AUGUGCUGACAACUGGCAAGUGAUAACUGAUAAUGUGAAUAGUCUUUUUAUUAUGCUACGAAUCUUAAAAUUGUUAUUACGAAAAAGUAAAUUUAUUAAAGAUAACAAGUCAUAAAAUAAUUAUACGUUAAUUGAAUGUCUUGUUCACUUAUUAUCGACAAAAAUUGAUCUUAAAAUUUUAAUACCUUUUUGCAUUUAAGAUGGAUUUUUUUGAAAAAGCACAUGUUGCUAGAAAUCGUGAUGAUAAACAUAGUAAAGGGGAACAAACUAUGAAAAAGCAAUUAAAAUUAAUGUUACAAGGAUAUAAAACGAGCAACACUGAAAUAAUUAAAGAGGCUGAAAAUGUUAAAAUAGAUUUGGAUGAUUCUACUUCUGUAAGUGGUUUCUCUGAUCUCAAUUUGACGGGAUCUACUCACGAAGAUGAUACAAACAUAAGAGAACCAAUUGAAAUACUUAGCGAAAAUAGCGUAAUUAAUGGGAAAAAUUACAAUCUUCGUAAAAAUAGCUCUGAGUUGGAUUCACAAUCAAAAAAUUAUAUAGAGAGAUCUGUGUCUCCAAAUGAUACUAUUCAUGAUUUGUCAAGUGAUUCUUCAGUUGAGGAAAAAGAUUAUUUAAGCGAUACAUGUGAUUCUCCAUUAGGAUCUAACAGUACAAUUUCUUCAAAUUCUUAUAAUGAAAAUGUGCAAUCCUUGACAGAUUUGAAAACUACACUGCAUGAUUUGGAGUCACUUUCUUCCAAUAGUUCUUCCACUAAUUCAAGUCAAUCUAAAUUUGAUCCUGAUGGAAAGUUAGCCUUGCAAAUACUUGACAAAUUACAAGCCAAAGAAAGCACAAGAAAAGAGAAAAGGAAACUUCCUAUCAUUUUAAAUGAACCUGAUUCAAAAUCUCCUUCAAAAGAAAAAAAGAAACGCAGAAAAGAUACAGGUGAUAAGGUUUGGGAGAAAAGUAAAAAUAACAUGCAGGUUUGUUCCUCACCACCUUAUGUUUCUAUAACAGCUACCGAUGUAAAACCACAGAGGUUUGAUGAAAUAUUGGGCGAUUACAAACAUUCUACUGUAAGAAUAUUACCCUCUGUCCAUGAUACAUCUUCAUUAUCUCCAGAUUGUUCUGGUUUCUUUACAGAAAUAUGUGAAAGUGCUAACAUAACAAUGGAAAAAGACUGUAGCACUAUAACAGAAGACAAUAAUAGUUUUAAUAAUGACAUAACUGAUACAAACAUAGAAAAAAGAACUGGACCAAGUAAUAACAAAUCACUUUAUGAGAGAGACAUAUCACCAAGUAGAGAUGUAGAUGAAUAUGAAGAGUUAGCAUCGGAAAGUGAUGAGCCUAGUAGUUUUGCAAUUUAUAUUGUCAAGAAUAAUUGUAUUAUUGUGUUAAAGCAUCCUUCUGAAUUAUAUUUUCAUGGCAAACUGCUUGCUCAAGCUCUCAAUGGGCAUAUUGAAGUUGGUGGUUAUACAUUAAAGGACGAAGAAUGCCCUAUUAUUGCCCCUGUAUAUUCGUAUGCACAAUGCUUUAAAACAGUUGAAAAUAACAAUGAUUAUAGUAACUUGUUCAAUAAGUUGAAAACAGUUGGACUGUCUCUAGCAGAAGCUAGGGAAGUUACUGCAAACAUAGGCGAAUAUGGUGGAGUAUUGCUUUUAAAGCCAUUUGAAUGUCCAAGAAUAGAGUUUGUUGCUAAUAACUUCACAAAUGUACAUUUGUUCAAAUAUUCUAAUAAAGACAUUAGUUUGGAACAAGCAUCAAAUGUACUACGCUGUAGUUUGUAUUCUAAAAAGCCACCAAAGUGUUUAGAAGAAAAUCCUGCAUGGAAAUCUGUUAUGGAGAUUGUUCCAAGGGUACCUUUCAAAGGACUGGCAUGUGGAGGCAAGGGUAGUGGCAAGUCAACCUUUCUUAGAUACUAUGUGAACACACUUUUACACAAAAGUUCAGUGCUAGUCAUAGAUUUGGAUCCUGGACAGAGCGAAUUCACAGUGGCUGGCCAUGUGUCUGCUACUGUCGUUGAUUCACCUAUUUUUGGCCCCAGUUUUACACAUUUGAGGACACCACAAAGAGCACUCAACAUUGGUAUAAUAAGCACAAUGGAUAACGUAAGUCGUUAUAUAAACGCAGUUAAAUCUAUAAUUGUGUUCAGCGCAGAACACUUUAGCCAUCUGCCCUGGAUUAUUAAUACCAUGGGAAUGACAAAUGCUCUUGGUCUCGAAAUAAUUACAUUAAUUAUAAUGAUAACUGAACCUGAUCUUGUACUGCAGUAUGAUUCCAAUAACGCAAAGAAAAACUUCGCCUCUCAUCUCAGCCCACACAAUGUACUAGAUUUAUAUAAAAAGUUUAGAUACAAUAAAUUAUUUAGGGGUAUGUUGUGUCCUAAUUUGGAGUAUUCGUUCAUUCUGGCGCCGGACGCAGAAGCCAUUACAAAGAGCCGAUCUUUGGCCCCUCGAGAUGAAAGAUAUUUAAGUUUUUUGGCGUAUUUUGGACAGUUAGCCUCGAAUAUAAAACCCAAUGGAUGGUUGCUAGAUAUUGUACCAUAUGAAGUAUGUUUGAAGGAUUUGUAUGUAGCUGUGAAUAUACCAUUCAAAGAUUGUGUUACAAAAGUUAUCAAUGGUAAAGUGGUGGGGUUGUGUCAACACAACCCGAGAACACAAUGCAAAGAAAGAGUGUUUACAUUGUCUGACCAACCACUUCUGUGCCAUGGACAUGGUCUCAUACGAGGAAUUGAUUGGGAAAAGGAGGUUUUGUAUGUCAUCACUCCCUUGCCUGCUAGUAAGCUGUGCGAGAUCAAUACCAUACUGUAUGCAGAUUGGAUUCCUGACCUGAAGGGCCAAGAAGCACACCUUCCCGAGGGCACAAAGGUCCCAUAUAGAAUGACGGCACAACAGCAACAGAUGGAAUUUAUGACUCCUCCCAGAAGGAGGUUCAAUCCUUUACAACUAUUAAAAAUGACAAGGAAUUCAUAAACCAAUUGAAAGCUCAGUUGAUUAGUUAAUAAAUUUGUAAUUGGAAUAAAUCCAAGACAUUCUUAAAUUAUAAAAGGAAGUCUAAUUAUGUUAAUUCAUGUAUAUUUGAAAGAUAAUUUUGUACUUACAAUACUAAUAAAACAUAACAUAGACGAUUGAAUUUUAACUUAAAUAUUUUCCCCCAUCCUAAACCUUUGAUUUAUAAAUGCUGUAUUAAAUUUUAUAAAAGUCAAAAAGUCUAGAAAGAAUUGUUAAAACAUGGGGUUCACAUAAUUAUUAAUAAAUUAAAUUAGCAUGCAAUACCAUA
Messenger RNA from Zerene cesonia (dogface butterfly), 3258 nucleotides. Its product is annotated as polynucleotide 5'-hydroxyl-kinase NOL9. Gene Ontology annotation, molecular function: polynucleotide 5'-hydroxyl-kinase activity. Gene Ontology annotation, biological process: cleavage in ITS2 between 5.8S rRNA and LSU-rRNA of tricistronic rRNA transcript (SSU-rRNA, 5.8S rRNA, LSU-rRNA). The transcript has 5 exons. Gene Ontology annotation, cellular component: nucleus. NCBI's taxonomy places the organism in Eukaryota, Metazoa, Arthropoda, Insecta, Lepidoptera, Pieridae. The coding region runs from base 201 to 2951 and encodes 916 amino acids. The record is from RefSeq and is a predicted model, not a curated record.